AUGGCGGGCAAAAUGGUACUAUACAAACUGGUGGUGCUGGGGGACGGUGGCGUGGGGAAGACCGCUCUUACUAUCCAACUCUGCUUGCAACACUUCGUCGAGACAUAUGACCCUACUAUUGAGGACUCGUACCGAAAGCAAGCCGUAAUUGACAACCAAGCCUGCAUGCUCGAGGUGUUGGACACGGCGGGGCAGGAAGAGUACACAGCGCUGCGAGACCAGUGGAUCCGAGACGGCGAGGGCUUUAUCCUAGUGUACAGCAUCUCGUCCCGCUCGUCCUUCACGCGCAUCAAGAGGUUCCACCGCCAGAUCCAAAGAGUAAAAGAGUCGACGGCCUCGUCGCCUUCAUACCCAGGGUCACCUAUCUCGGCGGCUAACCCGGCGGCACCCGUGCCAAUCAUGCUUGUGGGGAACAAGAGCGACCGUAUUGCGGAACGCGAGGUAUCUACACAGGAAGGGCACGCUCUGGCGCGCGAGUUGGGAUGCGAGUUUGUCGAGGCGUCGGCCAAGAACUAUAUCAACGUGGACAAGGCCUUUUACGAUGUGGUUAGAAUUCUCCGGAGACAGCGCCAGGCCGCUUCCCAGCCCCUCUCGCCAACCGGCAGCAGCAAGUACGAAUCAAGGAGGGCCGAUUCGACCAUCCAGUCCAAGGAAAGCCGAUACCGACGCACACAAAGCGAGCGCCGCAGGGGGUGUGUCAUAUUAUGA
Molecule: messenger RNA, 708 nt
Organism: Podospora anserina S mat+
Lineage: Eukaryota; Fungi; Ascomycota; Sordariomycetes; Sordariales; Podosporaceae
Exons: 2
Coding region: 1-708 (235 amino acids)
Biological process (GO): signal transduction
Cellular component (GO): plasma membrane
Molecular function (GO): GDP binding; GTP binding; GTPase activity
Source: RefSeq, a predicted model, not a curated record